Messenger RNA from Periconia digitata, 1423 nucleotides. NCBI's taxonomy places the organism in Eukaryota, Fungi, Ascomycota, Dothideomycetes, Pleosporales, Periconiaceae. The record is from the annotation of a GenBank genome assembly.
GCUGGUGACAUGUACGUAAAUACAAGGAUGGCCGCAAAAGGACGUGGACUUGAUAUAAGCAUUGGAUUGCCCGUAUAUCCGAACCUUGGCUACGCAUGGUUGCCAUAGAGCAAGCUGAAGAGGAGAGAGCUGCGGGCAGACAAGCCCUUCCUCACUUCCCUCUCCCUCGCCCGCAACACCACCCACCUCACCUAAUCUCGCUAAUUGCCGGCGAUUUCCCUUGUCGAAACACGACUCGACAUACGACAACAACAAAAUCAAUGGUAUAGUAAGUAUUACCCCUUCCCUUCUUUUUUGCAAUUUUUUUGUCAUGUUGAGAUACAUAAAAGAGAAGAGUUCGAACUGCGGUAGCGUUGGUUUGGGGGAUUGAUUUUUUGCUAUUUUUGGGCGAGGUGAGGGUAGUUUUACUUGGGGCUGUUUACUUGGAGAGGGAGACUGUUAUGGUGGGGGGACGAGCGUAGAGGCACGCAGCUACGCAGACAUAUAUCAAGAAAUAAGACAUCUACUUUACGCGUUUACGGUCUUUUCACAUGUCCAAGGCGGACACGAGGACGGGCAUAUGGGCACUGGGACUUAGGCACGCGCUAGGAGGGCUACGAGUGUUCAACUUCGAGAACUUUCCAAGACACACCCAGUCUAAAAACCGGCUCAAAGGCACCCAAAGCCCCGCAGGCAGAAGAAGAUAAGAAGCAGCCCUUUGACAUCGAGUCCUCGACCCAUUUUCUCCUUCUGAAGCGCGUACGCGCACGCAAGACACGAACAGCCAGGCCCACGUACUCAGCUACUUACCCGCUGAAUUCCUCUCCAACGUUCCCGAUCUGCACUUCCUAGUCGCGAGAACCACGAUAACUCAAGACACAAAAACGUCAACACAACCCCUACCUGAUACCCUACCACGCAAGCAAACAGUUCGAGUAGGCCAUGAGCUUCCUGGGAAAACAAUUCUGCUUCGGCGGGAGGCGAGGACAAAUAAGAACGCGGAGGAAAUGAAAAACGAGGUAAUGAAGACAUCGCGGAGUUUUCUUGAUAAAUAAGCAAAGACAUAGAUAUACGGAUCUGCAAAACCACGAAGGCAGCCACUCUCGCCCCACCACACGAGCAGAUAAACGAUCGAUUCAUCAGACGUUGCUUUUUCCCUCGAAACACGACCGAAGAGAAUAAAAAACGGCAAACGAACACUACAAUGUGAAAAGAUUCUCAUGAAGAUAGCGCUGCCACAUAGCCUUAUUGCUCGCUUAUACUUGGACACGAAAGCUUGCAGGCUCGAGAGCUCGAUGGCUCCAACAAAAUCGCAAAGGCAAACACCAAUCCGCCUUCCCGUAACACCCGUGGCCGAGCAAUAGAGUGUUGGAAUAUUCUCCCACACAUCGACAAAAGCAAUGAUUUCGACUUUCGGCUCGAGUUUGAGAAUAGCUAACCAAGU